This is a messenger RNA of Scomber scombrus (Atlantic mackerel), 3573 nucleotides long. RefSeq names its product DDB1 and CUL4 associated factor 12 (gene dcaf12). Gene Ontology annotation, molecular function: protein binding. The record is from RefSeq and is a predicted model, not a curated record. Gene Ontology annotation, cellular component: Cul4-RING E3 ubiquitin ligase complex. Bases 319 to 1770 code for a protein of 483 amino acids. NCBI's taxonomy places the organism in Eukaryota, Metazoa, Chordata, Actinopteri, Scombriformes, Scombridae. The transcript is spliced from 9 exons.
UGCUGACGCGACUCGCCAGGAAAAAAAGAGUGUGUGAACCCUCUGGCUUUAGCUAGCGACUGUGUCAAACCUAAUAGGUUGUGCGGCCUGAGUGUACUAUUGUUUUUGGAGGAUAGGAGGCAAGCUAACGAUAAUAAUUCUGCAAUAAUCUUAGCCUGCGACUAACCGACCUCUCCCGUAUGUGAUCGCCCUUCCUCGUCGUCGGACGCUGCCAGCAGCUAGGGCCAAGGAACAAAACAGCAUAUCGCCAUUAUAUGAUCCAGUGUCCAGCGUCAGUUUUACCCUCCAUGUGGGUGAGGGAACUGUGUGUGUCAGACUAUGGCGAGAAAAACAGUUAGCAGGAAAAGGAAGGCAGGAGAGCCCAAGGACCAACAACAGCUGGGCUGGUGUCAGGCCCCACACAAGCGGAGCCGUGUUUCUUGUUCAUCACGUCAUGCCCAGCAGUGGUGGUGCAGUCGGCGCUCAGUGGUGUGUGCCCUCCGAGGGCGGGAGUUUAGACCUCAACAGCAGCAUGAGUUACGGCUCCAGCGGAGCCUACGGGGCUUUGCUGCCGGCAGGCUCCCUGGGAUCCUCAAGGAGAGGGAGUUCUCUCUGGGGCGACUUAACAAGGUGUUUGCUUCACAAUGGCUGAACCACCGGCAGGUGGUGUGUGGGACCAAGUGCAACACGCUUUUUGUAGCCGAUGUCCUGACUGGGCAGAUAACACGCAUUCCCAUGCUGAAGGACAGGGAGUGUAGUGGUGGAGGCUCUGGGGUGGUGGAUGCAGUGGUGCCGGGGCAGCAUUACCACCCCACAGGAGGCUCCCGUUCCCGGCUGGACCAGCAGGGCUGCGGGAUCCACGCUAUUGAGCUCAACCCCUCUAGAACACUGCUCGCCACAGGAGGAGACAAUCCCAACAGCCUGGCCAUCUACCAGCUGCCUACACUGGACCCUGUUUGUGUCGGAGAUGAUGGCCACAAUGACUGGAUCUUCUCCAUAGCGUGGAUCAGUGACAAUAUGGCAGUUUCAGGGUCCAGAGAUGGCUCCAUGGGCCUGUGGGAGGUGACGGAGGACGUGAUGAGUCAGGCAGAGCAGAGUCAGAGUGAGCAGGCAGUGCCCUCCUACGCCCACAUCUCCCACCGUGCCCUAAAGGACAUUCCCAAGGAGUUCACCAACCCAUACAACUGCAAAGUCCGUGCUCUGGCCUUCAAUAACAACCAUAAAGAGCUGGGUGCUGUGUCAUUGGAUGGCUAUUUCCACCUCUGGAAAGCUGAGCAUAACUUGUGCAAGCUGCUGUCCACCAAGCUGCCUCACUGCAAAGAGAAUGUGUGUCUGGCGUAUGGACAGGACUGGUCAGUGUACGCUGUUGGUUCUCAGGCCCACGUCUCUUUUCUGGAUCCACGGCAGCCUACACACAGCAUAAAGUCUGUCAAUUCCAGAGAGAGAGGAAGCGGGAUCCGUUCAGUAAGUUUCUAUGAACACAUUGUGACAGUGGGUACCGGCCAAGGUUCCCUCCUUUUCUAUGACAUCCGGGCCCAGAGAUUCUUGGAGAACCCUUUGAAUCCAGCCGGGGGGUACCGAAAGUGCCCAGGAGAUGGCAUCCUCAAGCUCACUACAGGGAAAGGCUGGCUGAAUCAUGAUGAGACGUGGAGGAGUUACUUCUCAGACAUUCAUUCCUUCCCCAACGCAGUGUACACCCACUGCUAUGACGACUCCGGCACCAAGCUGUUUGUAGCAGGUGGACCACUCUGUUCUGGCCUGCACGGCAACUACGCAGGACUGUGGAGCUAGCCUCUUCGUCCCCUCCAUCGCUCUAUCACUACAUCCUCGUCCAGAUUUUUAUUUAACCAGUCCCUCCAUCCCUCUCCCUCUUAAAGUCCAUUGACAUCACAGUCUUUGAUGUGUAUCUGUUUUGCAUUUUUGCUCACAUGUGGACUCAGGAGCAUGAUCUUGCCCCCACCGUAUCACGGCUUUGAGUAUUGUCCUUGUGUUUCUGUGUCCACAUUACACUAUCCGUUUAUCCACUAUCCAAGUACUCCUUUGCUCCUUCCACCUAAGCUACUCGAAGCGAAGUCUGCCACUGAGGACCUCAGAACAGUUUAUACAGUAAUACAGGCGUUCAUCAUUUUAAACAAUGACAUACCACUCGCAGGGAUUAGGAUAUGAUCUUUUGCUGGCUUGUUUUUGUAUGUAAGGAUAGUGUUUCCGCUGCUUCCUCUGUGAUAAAUGACUGUGUCUUUGUGUGAAAUACUUGUGGAAUUUUCUCCCAAAAGUUCCUUUUUCAUUCUCUCACUGAAAUAGACGGCAAUAAAGAGAGGGAGAGAGGAAGGACUGACGAGACAAUUCAUUUUGAAGGACUGAACCAGAGUGGAGUUUGACAUUUGAUAGAGAAUAUUUACUGGUUGGAACAGCCCGUCCUGUCCCACAGCAAUCACAAAGAACUUCUUUCUUCUCCCGUCAGAAGUAAAACGAAGAAGACAGCCUGCCCAACGGAAAUGGGACUUUGUGUUCAUAUUGAGAUGAUGUAAAGGAGAAACAUUGAGAUUGCUAAAUGCAGUGUUGUUGUUCUGCUAUUAAUUAAUCCCAACAAAAGUGUAUUUUAUUUUUUUGACUCUGUGUGAAUUGACAGGCAUACUCCCUGCUGAUAUUCUAAUUAUUCUAAUUUGCUUUAUGUGUAUUUAUUUUCCCCUUUUCUCUGUCACCUUUUUUCAAAUGGUCAGGGUUGUUAAUGUUGUUUUUUUCUUUUCUUUUGAAGGAUGUUUUGUCUUUGUUCUUUAUGUUCCUGUUCUCUUUGACCAGAACGCUUUCAGCAGGUUUGUGUUCAGAUUCUGAUCUGUAAGUGUUGUGGUGUUACUAGAGAAUUUACCCCAAGAUUUUGAGUUAUGGUAGCAAGUUAUCAAAUAUGAUGAUUGAUAGAUAACUGGGUUCAAUCCCCUGUGAUUCUGGGACUCCUCCACAGGGACUGGGGUAGCUCACUUUGAUCUUGUCAACCAUCCACCAAGAAGGAUGCAAGGAGAACUAACACAUUUUUUUGGACUCUACCCUGGAGUCAGAUGCUGCAGGCACAUACACUUGUUGCCACAGUUGUAGAACUUUCUUCCCCCCCCCCCUCUUUUUGUAUCAAGGAGUGAGUGAUUCUGCUCUUUUCCUUGUUUGGUAGAGGCAGGGUAGGCUUGAGUUACUUUCUUUUUGCCUUACUGAAGUCUUUCUGUGAAAGACUGCCACAGGCGAUCAUAGUUUUCCUUUUCUACAUGGAACUUUUCUCUAGUUUUCAUGAUAAUGACAGAUUGAAAAGAGAAACCCCAAUUACGACCACGAAUUGAUCAAAUAACCAACACUUUUAAAGUGUAUUUUAUAUAUAAAUGUGUAUAUGUAUGUGUAAAAUACAUAGGGACAAUUGCAUACAUUUUUAUGUAUAUGUCUGAGGAAGUGUGUGGAUUGAUGUGUCUACUUGGUGAUGCCCUGUUUUUUUAUACACGCCUCAUGAAUGUUUUUACAAAUGACUGAAUCUGAGGAUAUUGUAAAAUAUAAACAUCUGAAAAAAACAAGCUAUUAAAUCUAUAAAAAGAGUAAAUAAUAAAAAUUAAACGUAUA